Molecule: messenger RNA, 3135 nt
Organism: Ictalurus punctatus (channel catfish)
Lineage: Eukaryota; Metazoa; Chordata; Actinopteri; Siluriformes; Ictaluridae
Gene: ccdc13
Product: coiled-coil domain containing 13
Exons: 15
Coding region: 150-2198 (682 amino acids)
Biological process (GO): cytoplasmic microtubule organization; non-motile cilium assembly
Cellular component (GO): centriolar satellite
Source: RefSeq, a predicted model, not a curated record
AGAGGAUGAGAAGGACUGGUUUUGCCGCCUAGCUGACGUUCGCUUGCUUUUUUUUUCUUUUAGACAUAUAAAUAACCUCUCUGAAAACUCAUUAUAGUACACUAUAGCGUGCUUUAUGCUCUCGCGCCAUUCACACCGACCUGAACGUAAUGGAGGCUGAGAAGGACAGGAUAAAGGAGCAGCUGAGGCUCCAGUUUCAGACCCUGCAGGAACAGCAGGUGCAGCUUCUUCAUGAGCGGCUGGAGAAAAAGAAACAGAUCUCUUUUGAGAAGGACGAGAUGAGCUCGAACGGCCAGGAGAGUCUGGACCUGUUUGGGGACGAGGAGGACAAAGGGGACUCGCUGCUGGUGCAGUCUACCUCCAGCUCCAGACUGCUGAAGAAGGAGAACGAUCAGCUCCAGGAGCGGGUCAGGGAGCUGCGGGAUGAGAACGGACGACUCCAUAAACUCCUGAGUGAGAAGGAGUUUGAGAUCAAGUACCUGAAGAAGAAGAGGGAGGAGGACAGGAUGGCUUUAGUAGGCACAGUAGGACUGGCAGGAGAUGCGGCAGCAACCAAGAUCGUGGAGCUUUCGAAGAAGAACCGGGAACUCUCAGCAGAGAUGGAGAGAGAGAAAGCCAAGAGCAAACAGCUGAACAACAGAGUGAGAGAGCUAGAGAGAGAGCGGCAAGAUACAGCAGUAUUCAGUAAUGGAGUGAAAGCAGACCACAAAUUGGGCCUGAGGAGCUCACAGCAAGAGGCUACUCCGCUGGUGAAGUCUCUACAGGAGAAACUGAACACGGCCCAGUUUAAAAUGAGUGAAUACCGAAACCAGAUCCAGGCUCUCAGACAGGAGCUGAAGGUCGCACAGAAGGUUCUGAGCGGUGAGGUCGGGGAGGACGUGUGUAUUCAGCAGAUCCUCGGUAAUCCAGGAAGCUGGAGAGGACGAGCGCAGCAGAUUCUGGCCCUGCAGAGCCGAGUGAGGGAUCUGGAACAGCAGCUGAGCUCGGCAUCCAACAGGAAGCAGCCGGGAGAAUUCAGCCCGGAGCAGUGCAACCUGGGAAAGGGAGUCCGCCAGAGGAACCAGGACAAGAACCAGAGCUAUAUCCGCACCCUGGAGAGAGACAGGAAGGAGGCGCUGGAGAAGCUGAGUGUGGAGUAUGAGCUCAUACUGAGUGAACACGCUGAGGUGAAGAAGAAGCUGGAGAGCAGCAAAGCAAGGAAUCACAUCCUGACUGCCGAGCUGAAAACCCUCAAAAGUCAACUGUCAACACUGACCGAGAAGGGUCGUCAUGACAACGAGCUCAUCGACGCAAUGCUGAAGCAGCAGGCUCACCUGCAGGCUGUGUUGAGUCAUCUGGGUCAGAAAGAGGGGCCACGCGAAGAUACAGAGCAGAAGCGGGACCUACAGGAGGCUCAGAGACACAAUGACCUGAUAGCACAACUCAAACUGAUGGUGAAGGAGAGAGAGGAGAAAGUUCAGGAGCUCGAGCAGGAGAUCCAGCAGCUCACACUCACCAAACAGGAGGCAGGAGAUACGAAGGUGAACAUUAGCCACGCCGACCUGAUGGUUAAUGAAGAAGGAAUCAGGAGGUCCAGCUCUGCCAGGUCAGUCUCAAAACUGGGACACAGACUAGUUGAGUCAGCUCUGACACUGUCUCCUGGAAACACCACUGAUCUCAGAGAGCAGUCAGAGGCAGCAUGCUCUGCGUGUGCUGCUCUGCAGGUGCAGUGUUCAGAGUUUAAAGCUCUGUGUCAGGCGGCUACCGUGGAGAGAGACCGACUGCUGGAGCUCACUAAAGUUCAACAGAGGAGAGAAGUAGAGGAGAUUCAGAAGUGUGCAGAGGCCGAGCAGAAGCUUCGGGAUGAGCGGCGCCGCUGUGUAGUUCUGGAGCAGCAGCUGCAGAGACUGAAGCUAGACCCUGAAAAAGCACAAAGAGUCAGUCGCAGCAUGACAGGUAGCUUAAAUGUACAUGAGAAACAGGAGGGUCUUUCACCCCGAAGAGCUGUGGAGUCGAUGCAUGACGCUCAGAUCAGUGAACUCAGUACACGAGUUGCUACCCAGAAGGAGGAGCUGGAGGGUCUGAGGUCAUCUUUGAAACGAGUCAUGCAGGCUAAAGAGGAAGACCUGCAGCUCUACAGCACCAUGAUCAGCCAGGUCAAGCAAGUCUUCCUUCAGGCUCUCCGGCAGCACAAACAGAGCUCAAAUCAGGAACUGUAGCACAGGAGUCUACCUAUCCAUCAGAUGUGAACUCCUGGAGACUCAGAGCAUCUAGGCUACAAAUCCUAGCAGUCUAUAUGAGAUUUUACUUUCCAUGGCCAGGAUUUUAGCAUCUAGGCUCCAAAUAUUAGAAAUUUGUCCUGGAUGUUAUCUAGAUGCUCUAGAUCGUGUUGUGGAAAACAAUCUUUCCAGCCUAAGUCAAAAAACUUCAGAGACAGAGAGUUAGUAGAUGUCAAAAAGUAGAUAAACUUUAUUGAAACAAUAAUGUGAGACAGUCUGCAGAAAGUCCAAAUUAUGCAAACACACACAGCCCUUUUUAUACCUUUCUAUACAUUUCUUCAGAGUGAAAGGUACUCUUCUCAUCUUAGGUGGGGUUUUGCCUUUCCUCAUUAAAACAGACCAAUCUUCUUUGCCACAAUUAAAUAUUCAUGUCUAUGUGUUAUCUUAAACUUGUGGAGCAUGAGCAGUUAGUUGUUUUUCUUCAUAAGGUUUCACGAGGACAUGGUUUCUUCUUUUUUUUUAAAAAAGGUUUCACUCAGGCUGAGUCCUGACCUUGAUCCACACUCGCCUUUUGUUUAAGUCUUAUCCUAACUCGUGAGUUGGUAUCUGCCUCAAAGUUAUCUGCUUCUGUGGAGGAAGAUACAGGCUGGUACAGAAAGAACAAUUAUUGUGUUAUUGUUCAGUAAAACACAGAAUUCAUCUAACUCGGUCCACACUCAGAAUAGAACUUGAUCAAACAUUGUUCUAAGGAUUCAGAUUAUGCUUCUAACUAUUGAUUAUACAUAUAGAUUCUGCUUUUUAACUCCUAUUGAUUAUUCGAUUAUGCUUAUGUAAUAAUUCUAAAUGUUGGUUAUACAUAUUGAAUACACUUCAUUAACAUAUCCAAAUGUUAGUUACACAUAUUGAUUAUACUUCAUAAAUAUUUUCUAUAAUCGUA